Molecule: messenger RNA, 1164 nt
Organism: Peniophora sp. CBMAI 1063
Lineage: Eukaryota; Fungi; Basidiomycota; Agaricomycetes; Russulales; Peniophoraceae
Source: the annotation of a GenBank genome assembly
AUGAGAAUCGCUGAGAGCAAGACUCGGCUUGUCCGCGAACGCAUAUCAGAACUAUGCUUGUACAGCUCUGCUAGGCUUGCGCAUGACUAUCUAUGUCGCUAUGGCGUACCGCGCAGUCUCAUCAUAUUGCGUGUGCACUCUCCCAAGAACGAACAGGGCCACCAUCGCAAACUUCCUUUCGGACUAUUCGACGCGACACAAAAGCUCUGCGUGUUAGAGUUCAACUCUAACUGUCGCCUUCACCAUGAAGCACAACUACCCGAGGCUCUGACAUCGUUGAAUCUGCGCGGUGUUCCGAAGAUGCACCGCUUAUUCCAUCAUCUCCUGUCACUCCGAACGUUGAAACACCUCGCUCUCGAUUUCUUGUCUGCAACCGCCCGCUCUCCUGUGAACAGCUCAAAGAGUAUAGUGUUACCCACACUCGUCUCGUUGGACGUUGCAUGCGAAGCCGGCUCGGGAGUCGCAGAGGAGUUCUUCUCGUCCGUCUCCUUUCCGAGCACGACGAGCGUGGUCCUCGGUCUAUGUGUCACAUCGGACGACCAUACAUCAAUCCAUAGUGCGCUCGCUAGCGGCAUCCGACACGUCGCGCGACAGACCCUACCCCUCCUCAGUUUGUCGGGAUCCGCAGACUGGAAGUACUAUGAACCUGGUGCAAUCACUCUAUCCUGUUAUUCAUGGCUGCGUGCCCCCUCCACCCAGAACCAACCAGCUCUUCCGCCGAUUCUGACUCUGAAAAUGUGGUGGCCCGAUAAUCAUCCGAUCAAUCACAAUACAGCCUUUCAGUAUGUGCUCGACAGUCUCCCGACUCAUGACGUUCAAGAGGUCCAUCUUCAUGCACCCGGUCCUUGGAUAUACAAACCCGACGACCAGUCCAUCUCGAAGCCUGCAGGGCUAUCCGAGAUCGCAACGGCCAUCCCAGGGGUGACGACAUUACUCUUGUCCGGUCCUUUGACAACCCUCCUCGAGCCCCUUUACCCUGGACCAGCGUCCCAAAUCGCUCGCGUUGUAGCAGAGAGACACGAAUGGAGGAAGUUGCAGGAUUUCAGGAUAUCCUCCGUCCUCGCUUGUCGCCAGAGAGCCAACGCUCCGACACUGAACAUCGAGCUAUGCGACGACGCGGGUGUAUUUGCUGGGAACAUCCUGGAACACAUUCAAUGGUCAUGA